Molecule: messenger RNA, 663 nt
Organism: Glarea lozoyensis ATCC 20868
Lineage: Eukaryota; Fungi; Ascomycota; Leotiomycetes; Helotiales; Helotiaceae
Product: HAD-like protein
Exons: 1
Coding region: 1-663 (220 amino acids)
Molecular function (GO): phosphatase activity
Source: RefSeq, a predicted model, not a curated record
AUGGGAGUCCCAGGAUCGUCACACGGUGACACUUUCCACGAAUGGGCGCAACUCCCAAUACCACGCGCUCAAUUCAGAGAAGAAUUACGAGAACAACAGAUACUGUUAUUCCCUGAAUGUAUCCCAUUACCGGGAGUUGAAAAGCUUCUGAAAACGCUCAAGGAUGCUUCAAACAUCAAUGACGACAAAAUCCACAUGGCACUUGCCUCAAGUACCGAAACCCCAAACUUCAAAAUGAAAACUACGAAUCUCGACGUGAAAAAUAUGUUUAACGUAUUUGAUGCAAACAACCGCGUCUUAGGCGAUGAUCCCCGGUUGGGGAAAGGCCGUGGAAAACCUGCACCUGAUAUCUUCCUAUUGGCGCUCAAGUGUAUCAAUGAAAGUUUGCCGUCAGAUCAGAGACCGAUCGAGCCACAGGAAUGUUUGGUCUUUGAAGAUAGCGUACCUGGUGUUGAAGCUGGGAGAAGGGCUAAAAUGAGAGUCGUUUGGGUCCCGCAUGCUGCACUUGCAGCUGAGUAUAUGGGAAAAGAAAGAGAUGUCCUGUCUGGGCGUGUAGGUCUGGUCAAGAUUGGAGAUGAGCAUCAACUUGGGGAGGUUGAUGAUGGGUGGGGGAGAAGUCUUACGACUUUGGAAAAUUUUCCAUAUCGUGACUAUGGCAUAUAA